UGCCAUGGAAGAGGCGGAGCCGGGGAAGGCGGGGCGGGGAGACAUUCAGGAAACACCGGAGACUUCACCGGGCCUAGUGGGCCUCAUGAGCCCCGGGUGUUAUUAGUGAGGCUGGGAGCGCUGAGGCCUGCGGGGAGGAUGUGGAACCGGCUGGGCGCCUUCCUGCAGCAGGCGGUGGAGUCGCGUGAGCCGGCCCAGGACCUGCUGCAGUCCUUUGUACAGCACUGGAAAGGGGUGACUCAGUACUACCUGGAGACAACCGAUGAAUCCUGCCAAGCACGUCAUACAGAUAUCCCAUGGAGGCUCCGCCAGCUCCAGGACAUCCUUGUCUACGAGGAGGGAGAGCUAGCGGCCAGAGAAGGCGCAGGGGACAGAGAAAUAAGCGGACCUGCAGACAAUACUGGACCCUGCAUGGAAUAUCUUUUACAGCACAAGAUAUUGGAAACACUUUGCACCCUAGCAAAAGCAGAGUACCCCCCUGGAAUGAGGCAGCAGGUUCUGCUCUUCUUCAGUCGUCUUUUGUCUAAGGUCCAUCGUCCCCUACUGCACUAUAAUAAUGUCCAUCGGCCCGUACAAAAACUCAUCGCCCUUGGUGGAGAUUCUGUUGGGGUCACCGCACAUAAGGAAGAAUUACAGUUCCUGACCUCGGUCUGCAGUAAAUUAGAGAAUGACUCUUCACUUAUCGUACACGUUCUAGAGAGCGAGAUUGUGAAGAGGGCGACUUCCACUGAAGAAAAUAAUGAGCCAGCUACUGGAUCCGCUAGUUGUAAACCUAAACAGACAUUAUUCAAAGCUUUACUCAGACUGUGUGUGUGCCAGUCACAGAAAGGUCGUCUAGCAGUUCGAGCAAAAGAGACUCUUCUUGGGGUCCUCCGCACCGCCCAGCAGGAGGGUCCAGCGCGAAUUAUUGCGCACAGCGACCUGAGCCAGCAACUGGCAGAACGACUAUGUGACUUGCACAAUGACAUCCCUCUGAGCAUUCACCCAUGUGAUAUCACCAGCCAAGAGGACACUGAUUGGAGGACAGAAGUCAGCAAAGAAGAGUAUGACACCAUGCCACCAGAGAUGGCCGCCGUGCGGAGGUUUCUGUGCUGGUUAAGGUUCUGUAACUCUUUAUUACAGGAGUCCCAUCAGAUGGUCGCCGUGUCCAUAGCAAAUGCAAUCACAGAGGUCUACCUGCAGGGAAAGCUCCAUGAUGAGCUGCUGCAAGUAUCAGAACUUCAUAUUCUGAGAAGUACAGCUUUACUCACUGCUCUGCUUCAACAUCUGAACUCCCCGCCAUUACUGCAUCAGCUUCUCAUUUUCCUGCUAGGAGAGGAGAAAGGCCCAGAGAGGAGGAGUGACAAAUCUCCACAGCUCCGAUACCAUCUUAUCCAGAGGUGCAACCAUCUCUCUGAUGAGAUAAGUCUCACCACAAUGCGCCUGUUUGAGGAGAUGUUCCAGUCAUCUGAUGCGAUGGCCCUUGACAGUCUGGUGCUCCUCAACCUGGAGAAUCGGCAUUACCUGUCAGGGGGAAGUGAAGAGAGCCGAGUGCAGGAUAUGGAAUCCUUUGAAGGCACAGAUGAGCUUGAAGAAGACCCUUAUUUCACAGAUGGGCUGCCGGAUACAGGUCUACAGAUGAUGGGAAGAAGCCAGAGAAGUCACGGAGAGUCCCGGGGGGCUGAGCAAAGCAUGAGAAGUUUCCUUUCCCUGGUUCCAGAGGAGAUGAAGUCUUCAGACUCUGGAUUUGACAGUUAUCUACAAGAUGCUCUAGUCCAGCACCAAAGUUGUUGUAAGCUGGCAGCACAUUGGAAUUGGCCAUCAGCUCCACAGUCCUUGAGCACCAGCCCCACUGAAGAGGAAUUCUAUGAGGGCCAGUUCCUGCAGGUCGUGUUUGAUCGGCUAGGGGGAAUCCUGGAUCAGCCAUACGAGAUGAAUCUACAAGUCACUUCUCUUCUCACCCGCAUUGCCCUGUUUCCUCACCCGCACAUCCAGGAGUAUCUUCUUGAUCCUUACAUUAAUCUGGCCCCGGGCGCCCGAUCUCUGUUUUCUGUGCUUGUACGGGUGGUUGGAGAUCUUGCUCAGCGCUCCCUGCGAGUGUCCAAUUUCCAGGAGAUGUUGCACCUUAUGAGACAACAGCUGCUAGGGGAAACCCCUGAGGCAAUGCUGGGCCAUGAGACCCUGUGUUGUGGGGUUGUGGUGCUGGAGGAGUUCUGUAAGGAGUUGGCAGCAGCAGCUUGUGUCACCCGUCAUCCACUUGGUGUUUAAUCAGUGACUUGGAUACAGCCAUGAAUUCCAGUGCAAUAUUUCUAAUACUGUCUCUGUUAUAGGGACAUCAAAGACUGCUUUUAUACCUCCAUGUGCCUUAUGUCCUGUUCUGCCAGGCCAUAUUCACAAGCUAGGAAAGAAUCUUGACAAUUGGUACUGUGCCUUACCGUCCUCAUGUUGAUGUGGCCUCUGACGUCAUCGACCUGUAGAUACAGAGCCGCCUGUUGCCGCAAUACUUUAUAUCUCUGUGCUGCUACAAGUUUUCGGCAUAUUUAUUUUAUUUCUUUUGUAUAUAUUUUAAUCUGCAACCUUGCAAUGUUUAAGCGAAUGCCUUUUAAUGUGCUGGGCAGUUUUUAAUCUCCUAUUUGGGUUUGUGUCACUUUUUGUGUGUCGAAAUUGUGUUUUUAUGUUUUAGGCAUUAUACUUGCCUGCUCUGUGCAAUGGUUUUGCACAGAGAAGCCCCGAUCUUCCACUCCGUGGGUCCCCCACUGGCACUCCUGGCCUCUCCUCCCACCAUAGCAAGCUGCUUGUUAUAGGGGCACUCAUGCAUGCUUACUCCCGAGCCAACUCUGUGCGUCCACAAGACUCCCAGAGCAGUCGCAGGCAUCUCGCUGGUACAGUUGUUUUAAAACUGGUGGUUGGCUCCCUUUAUAAAAGCAAUCCUAAUGGCUAGACUGCUUUUACAAGCAGCAGGAGGGGACCUGUUUACAUUCUUUGUAAAAGCCAUAAAAGUGAUAAA
Messenger RNA from Rana temporaria (common frog), 2986 nucleotides. RefSeq names its product FHF complex subunit HOOK interacting protein 2B (gene FHIP2B). NCBI's taxonomy places the organism in Eukaryota, Metazoa, Chordata, Amphibia, Anura, Ranidae. The record is from RefSeq and is a predicted model, not a curated record. The transcript has 17 exons. The coding region runs from base 139 to 2247 and encodes 702 amino acids.